Messenger RNA from Marchantia polymorpha subsp. ruderalis, 1122 nucleotides. The record is from the annotation of a GenBank genome assembly. NCBI's taxonomy places the organism in Eukaryota, Viridiplantae, Streptophyta, Marchantiopsida, Marchantiales, Marchantiaceae.
AUGGCUUCUCACCAGUACCCCGCAGGGCACAAGCCAACGAUGACCGAGAAGGUGAAGGAGAAAGUUGCCGUGUUGAAGGACAAGCUUACGGGAGAAGAUCACCACGCAUCGUCAGGCACCACGUCCACGACGACGCCGAUGACCGGCACACACGCCGGUCACAACACCCAGGGAGAGAGCAUGGUCGACAAGAUCAAGGACAAGCUCCCUGGCCAGCACGGGACCACGACCGGGCACCACGACUCCUCGGCUUACCCGUCGUCCACCGGCACUACCGGGUACGGAGGGCACCAGACCGGCAUGGGUACUCACCCGGGCACCACCGGUGCCGGUUACGGAGCGACCGGAACCCACGGAUCUGAGUACGGCCGCGAGCCUGGAGUCGUCCAGCAGGUGAAGGACACACUGACACCGGGCCAGCACAACACGGGCGCCGGUUACGGAGGUUCGACCGGUUACGGAGGUAACACUGGCACUCACGGUACCGGUUACGGGAACACUGGGACUCAUGGGACGGGUCACACGGGCUACGGUCAAGAGCCAACUAUGGGUGAGAAGAUCAAGGACAAGCUGACCCCAGGUAGCAACACGAACGCCGAAUAUGGAGCUGGCUAUGGCGGCCACACUACCGGAUAUGGGAAUGAGCCGACGAUGAUGGAGAAGGUGAAGGAUAAGCUCACUCCAGGUAGCAACACCAACUCCCAAUAUGGAGCUGGAUAUGGAGGUCACCAAACUGGUCAUCACAGCAGCAGCGAACCGAGCAUGAUGGAGAAGGUGAAAGACAAGAUCACUCCGGGAAGCAACACUGGAUCCGAGUAUGGAACUGGUGCUGGGUAUGGAAACUCAGGCACCACGGGAUAUGGACAUGGUGGAACUGGAGCCCACACUGGAUACGGGCACGAGCCUUCGGUGGGAGACAAAAUCAAAAAUGCUGUGAAUCCCGAUCAUCACAACACUGGUGGAUAUGGGCCCUCUACUCCUGGUUAUGGAACAUCAGCUGCCACCGGACAUCAUCAAGGAAUUGGGGAGAAGAUUGAGAACGCUGUCAUGCCUGGCCAUGAGUAUGGCAACACCCACGGCACUGGUGCCACCCCGUAUGAUGCUAACACUGGUCGGUAUUGA